AGUCUUGGAGUUCUGCCUGAAGCUGGCUCCUCAGGGACAGAUGGCUUGGCAAUUGAAGUGGAGCACUGGGGCGAAGGCAAAAACGGUGCAGAUGAACUGGAUUUCUGUUUUCUUUGGGCAAGAUCUUGGAAUUUGAUUGCUAGGAAAACCAAGAUUUGGGAGGUCAAGCCCACAGGCAAGAGAAAGGAGUGGGUUUCCAGCUGGAGGUGGUGAUGGAGGCGGUAGACCUGUCUUUUCUCUCAGAGGUGGAGAGGGACUUCAUCAUUCAGGUUCUCCAGCGAGAUGAGGAACUGCGGAAAGUGGAAGAGAGAAGAAUUAGGCGCCUGAAGAAUGAGCUGCUGGACAUCCGGAGGAAAGGUGCCAAGAGGGGCAGCCAGCGGUACAGUGAGCGAACCUGCGCGCGUUGCCAGCAGAGCCUGGGACGGAUCAGCCCCAAAGCCAACACCUGCCGGGGUUGCAAUCACCUGGUUUGUCGUGACUGCCGCUCCUACAGUGCUGACAGCUGCUGGCGCUGCAAAGUUUGUGCCAAGGAGGCGGAGCUGAAGAAAUCCACUGGGGACUGGUUCUAUGAUCAAAGGCUGCAUCGCUUUGCUCCCCGACUGGGCAGUGACAUCAUCCGAAUAUCUCUUCGGCGCAAACCACAGGCUAACAAAAGAGAGACAGCAAGCCAAGCUCUUCUUCAGAAAGCCCAACGCAAUGAUCCCCAAAGGUCCUCUGAAGCCGCCCGGAAAAGUCCUCAGCAGCAACGCAAGGAACCCAGGUUGAUCUCCGAUUCCUCUGAGCUACGGGAUCCAAAGAGUGACACGGAAUCUACUGAGAACAUGAGCCUGGAUGGCUUGCGUCCGAUCUCUGGUCCCACUUCUGCUCGAUCUAGCCCUCGCCAAGAGAAGAUGAAAAGUCUCAACCCUUCAGGGUCCAAGGUCUCCAGCCUAACCCUUCCCAUUUCCUCUAGGGAGACUCCUCACUCCGACUCAGAUAGCGAAGCCUUGGGGGAGACGCAGGGUGCAGUUUCAGCUGAUGAAAACGAAAUCUUGUUCAAAAAAAAUCCAAGGAGAAUUCAGAGGCCUUCAGAAUACACGAAGUCUGUGAUUGAUCUCCGGCCAGAGGAUGCUGUCAAUGAAAGUGGAAUUCUGGGAGACAGGAGCAAGUCAGUCCCAGGCCUCAAUGUUGAAGCGGAGGAGGAAGAGGAAGACAUAGACAACCUAGUUGAAAUUCAUCGGAGAAGGGCAGCCCGAAGUAGCUUGCGCAGUGGCACAUCCUUGAGCACCCUGGGAAGCCUGGCUAGCAUUUACAGUGAGGCAGGUGACUUUGGCAACAUCAACGUCACGGGGGAGAUUGCUUUCUCCUUGAGCUACGAAGAAAAGACGCAGGCCCUUUUCAUCCAUGUGAAGGAGUGCCGCCACCUGGCCUAUGCUGAUGAAGUCAAGAAGCGUUCCAACCCAUACGUGAAGACAUACCUUUUGCCAGACAAGUCCCGUCAAGGAAAGCGAAAAACCACCAUCAAACGUAACACUGUCAAUCCCCUUUACAAUGAAUUGCUAAAGUAUGAGAUCAAGAAGUCCCUUCUGCUAACCAGAACCUUACAGUUCUCUGUUUGGCAUCAUGACCGCUUUGGACGGAAUAACUUCUUGGGAGAGGUGGAUGUUGCUAUGGACGCCUGGAACUUCAACAACCAGUUGGAAGAGUGUCUCCCCCUGCAUGGCAAGAACCUUGCAGAUGCAGCUGCUCCUCAGGAUAAAGGCGAGUUAGUGGUGUCCUUGAAGUUCGUCCCACCUGCUAAACAUCUUGGUACAGGAAAUGGGAAAAAAGGCAAAAAGGAAGAAGGUGGUGAACUUCAGGUCUGGAUCAAGGAGGCCAAGAACUUGACUGCAGCCAAAUCUGGUGGGACGUCGGACAGUUUUGUCAAGGGGUACUUGCUACCUCUGAGGAACAAGACCACAAAGAAGAAGACGCCGGUGGUGAAGAAGAGUCUGAACCCUCACUACAACCACACUUUGGUCUAUAAUAAAAUCUCUGCAGAACAGUUGUCCCACAUCUGCUUGGAACUCACAGUGUGGGACCGGGAGCCUUUGUCCAGCAAUGAUUUCUUGGGCGGUGUCCGGCUUGGAGUUGGGAAUGGAAUGAGUAACGGCGAGGCUGUGGAGUGGAUGGAUUCCACAGGAGAGGAGAUAAACCUCUGGCAGAAAAUGUGCAAGUACCCAGGAUCCUGGGCAGAAGGGACCCUUCCCCUUCGUGCCACCAUGACCAAGUUGAGGCCAUAGGUUUGUCCCUGCUUGCUUGGACCAUCAAGUCCGAAGAAGAGGCAAGUAAUCUGGAGAGCUGCCAGAAAGCUGUCCGGCUCAUGCAGCAGAAGAGCCAGCUUUGCAAUGGCUGUUCCAACAGGCUCCUUCUAAAGAGAAUGUUUCUUUCAGAGAAUCUUCGUUUUGCAACGUCAUUGGAACGGUUAUUGCACGAGCGCCUUUCGGCAUCUCAAAGUGCCUUUUAUAUUUGGUGGUUUUUUAAAAUUUUCUGCACUUUCCUUUUCCUUCCCGCUCCCUUUCCUGUGCUGUCCUUGUUUUUAAAAAGCCCUCUGGAUGUAAGCUGUGUUUUUACAUCCUGUUUUAAAUGUCACUGCUGCCUGUUGUCUAGGCAGUGGGAAAGGGUCACUGAAAUAAAGUUCAGAUCUACUCUG
Molecule: messenger RNA, 2671 nt
Organism: Python bivittatus (Burmese python)
Lineage: Eukaryota; Metazoa; Chordata; Lepidosauria; Squamata; Pythonidae
Gene: SYTL4
Product: synaptotagmin like 4
Biological process (GO): intracellular protein transport; exocytosis
Cellular component (GO): exocytic vesicle; plasma membrane
Molecular function (GO): neurexin family protein binding; phospholipid binding; small GTPase binding
Source: RefSeq, a predicted model, not a curated record